AAUGAUGCCAAACAUGUGGUUGCUGUCUCCGAUAUAAGUUCAGCAUGACUUUCCCUGGAUGCAAUACCUGCAAGGACUCCUGCUCAUCACAAUGGAGAAUGCUCUUCUGGGUAGCCUCGUGGUUUUAGCCACCUUGGCGACUUCAUGCAACGCCCAGUGCUAUAUCAUAUCUAAUCAGAACUCUACACCUAAUAAAUGCAAGGAUCUCAAUGGAGUCAUACACCCGCUGAACUCAAAGUGGAAGACUGAGAACUGUGAGGAGUGUACUUGUGACCAAGGUGGAAUUUACUGUUGCAACACUGCUGCUGUACCUGUGGAUUAUGACACAAACAAGUGCCAGAUAAUCUUCAACAAGGAGACCUGCACCUACACAGUGGUGGAACAGGAGGACCCAGGAAAGACUUGUGCUGUCAGUGGAUGGGUGUUAUAAUGUGCUUCUCAUGGGCCCAGAACUCCCAGCCUGCAGGGGGCGCCCAGGUUCUCCCAGGCCAGGCGUCAUUCUCCUAUGGCCUCUGAUAGUCUAUGAUUGUAUAACCCCACCUAUCAGUCAAAAGUUUUGAGCAAACACUUGAAUAUGUGUAUACUUUUAGUUUAUAAAUUAUGUAUGCAUUGAUAAUACACACAUUAUAAAGCAUGUCAACAUUUAAAGGAGACAAAAAUAAAUAUGAAUAAAAGUUAUUUUCCCUCCACUCCCAUAGAUCAUUGUGCAUCCCUUACUCAGGGGAGCACUGCUGCUUCUCUUGCUUCUGAUAGAUGUGUGCUCUGCUGCCCCAGUGUCCCACUAUCUGGUGAAAAAUUCAAAAUAUAAAUGUGUCUUCAAGAUGAAAUGAGAUCCUCUAUUUUCUUUGAGGUUUUCAUGUUUAUCCUUCCUUCCUGUUCUUCAGAGAGUAUCUGCUGUGUCCCUCAUAUAAAUCUGUGUUUGCCUGAGGUUAGAGCAGGUUAGAGCAGGAUAGCUUGGAAGAAGUGCCUCUAAGCCCACUUGCAG
Molecule: messenger RNA, 985 nt
Organism: Balaenoptera musculus (blue whale)
Lineage: Eukaryota; Metazoa; Chordata; Mammalia; Artiodactyla; Balaenopteridae
Gene: MSMB
Product: microseminoprotein beta
Exons: 4
Coding region: 59-430 (123 amino acids)
Source: RefSeq, a predicted model, not a curated record